AUGGUGGUGGCAGCAGUGACCACGAAGAAGGAACUCGCAGAUGAGAGUCCUACUGCCCAUCCUCCAAACCGAGAGUCUCAGACAUUGGACAGAUUAAGGAAGUGGGUUUAUGCUCCAGCGACCAUUGUCAUACAGUCGUUGAAGGACACGGCAAACACAGUAAAGGAGAAGUUUGGGAAGAAAUUGUAUGAAUCCCUCUUGGUAGGCAAGCUUCCCGACAUGAACAAGAUGUUGGAUAAAGAAGACUUCACCAUGAUGAAGAGGGCCAUUUUUGCAACACAGCGUCAAUCAUUACCCCCUGUAUGUAGCCAUAACAUGCUAGAUGAUGCAACAGAUCCAAUCUUGAACACCAUUCGUAGAGUUGGUCUCUUUAAUGGGAGCAGUGACCGAGUAAAGGUUAUUUUCCAUCCAGAGUUCCUGUCUUCUACAAGCCCACUGCUUCCUUUAGAUUAUGAAGAAUUUGUGCGUGGCUGCCACUUGGGUGCAUUUCCUUCUUACUAUGAGCCCUGGGGCUACACUCCUGCUGAGUGUACAGUAAUGGGGAUUCCAAGCAUCUCUACAAAUCUUUCUGGAUUUGGUUGUUUCAUGGACGAGCAUAUUGCUGACCCUACUUCUUAUGGCAUUUACAUCCUUGAUCGACGUUACCGGGGUCUUGAUGAAUCUUGUAACCAACUAACAUCCUUCCUGUAUAGCUUCUGCCAGCAAACUCGUCGACAGCGAAUAAUCCAGAGAAACCGCACAGAACGACUGUCUGAUCUUCUAGACUGGAAAUAUUUGGGAAGGUACUACACAUACAGUCGUCAUAUGGCAUUAGCAAAAGCUUUUCCUGACAAUUUCACCUAUGAACCUCAUGAGCCGACAGCAGCUCAGGGGUUCCGUUACCCACGUCCUGCUUCAGUGCCUCCCUCACCGUCCAUCUCACGCCACUCUAGCCCUCAUCAUAGUGAGACAGAGGAAGAUGAAGAACGUUAUGAUGAAGAGGAGGAGGCUGAAAAAGACCGGCAGAACAUUAAACAGCCAGAGGUUGCAGGCACAGUUCCAGAGUGGCGCAGGCGCUCUAAAAAGGGCUCUAUUGAUGCCAGCAAUGCAAGUACAACCAGCACAGCAAGCAUUGCCAGCACCACAAGCACACCUAGUGGGAACAGCAGCCCUACUAGUUCUCUUGUUGAAGAAAGAAACUAGGUGAAAAGACUGUGUAUGCUGUUCAGCACAUGUCUUGGCACUGAGGUUUUGAUUUCAAGCAGGAGGGUUAGAAUUAAAGGGAAGGCCCAAAAUUACUUCUCAGGCAACGGUGGUGUUCAAGUUUCUCUGAUUCAAUUUUCAGAAACUUAAUUCACAAGGCUUCCAGUUAAACAACUCAACCUUCAUUUGUUAGAUAUGCAGUAGCAUAAACCAGAUCAAGAGGAAAUUGAUGUGUGAUGAACCCAGGCUCUCCAGUAGUCUUCCAUUUGUUUCUUGCCUUUUUCUGUUGUAUUACCUCCAGAAAUAUUCUUGAUGAGAUGGAGCACAUUUUUCUUAAAUGCUUGCUGCUGUUUGGAAUUGUUUGCAUGCAUUUACUGAAGAGACUGCUAGAAGAGUAGCUGUUUACAAAUGUUUCCUUUCAUGUAGUCCCCCUCCACUACAAACCCUUCAUCUCCACAUCCCUUCCCCUGCUUUUGUUACUGUAACAUAUAAUGUAAUAGAGCACCGUUUGGAUCAACAGAUCUCUUGUUCAGCUCAGACCUAUACUGUAUAAAUACUGUAUUUUUAACAUUGGUGUCUGUUACCCCAAGUGAGGACUAGUUUGUGGCCCAAGCUCCGGAAAAAAAUAUUUCCGAUUGUGUUUUACCUUUUGUAGGGAACCUAUCGUGGGCCACAUGAGUACCUCAUGCUUUCAGGCACAGAUCAUUUUUGUAUGCACUGUUUAAUUAUUGCCUGGAGCUAUAGAUUUUAAAUGAUUGUUUGCCUUUGCAAAAUCUUUUUCUAGUAUAAAUGAUUGUGUUGUGAAAGUAGUGGUUUUUCAUUACAUUCUGCUUUCAUCAUUGUACUGUACUUAUGCUAAAACUGGUGUGUGUUUAAAAAAUGCACUUAUCCCAUGUUGCGGUGGGAUAUGGAUGAAAGAAAUGCAGGAUAACAGCAACAUUGGGUUUGGAGGGGUCCAGCUGUUUGAAAGGAAACAUUUAGGACAGUAGAGUAAGAGGAUUUAUAUCUUCAAUAGUUAUUUCUCCUCAGUGGUUGUGGUUUAUGGUUUACACUUUUAACAUGAAGUAUGGGAGGAGCAAAAGAAAAUAUUUUUUACAAAGGCAAUCUGAUGCAGAAUGGUUUACAUAUCCAAUUUCUAAGCUUAUGUUCUUCCCCUUUCUAAUGGUAAUCAAGAGCUAGGCUGUAUUCCUUGGACCAUUCUUGUAAGGGCCAGUUUUGUUGGUGCAAUUAAUUAGGUGCUGUAUCCUCUAAAACCAUACAGACACUGAUACAGACGUUGCAGAAAUUUGCUUGAAAUAGGGGUAUAUGCAAGCCAAUUAUUAAGACUGAUAUUUCAAUUUGCAAUCAUCUUGAAAAUUUACUCCAAGUCUGACAACUUUAAUAGACUUUUAGCUGUAAUUCACAUAUAAAUUGAAAUCUUGGAUCAGUAUAUUUCUGCUCUGUAGUUUAGAUUUCCUUCCUCUGAGAGCUUGCUACACUAACAAAAAUCUGUUGCUCUCUUGGGUGGUGUAUUUAUAUUUGCUUUUAAAAAAUCCUUUCCUGUAUGGGCUAAUAUUCAAGUUACUCCUCCUUGACUAGGCUUUUAGUACAUUUUAGUCUGUUUCUGAUUUGUGUCCUAAUAGAAUUCUUUAGUAAAGGCAUCAACGUGUUGCAUUUUUGUACACUGUCUUUUACUAUAGGAUGGCCAAAAUAUGCUUAUACAACAAAGUAGGUUGUUUUUAAUAGUUUCGGUUUGGUCCCUGUACCCAGUGCAUAUGCAGAAAUUUAGCAAAAAACUUGUGAUAAACAAUAUUGUUGAAGUAAGUUUUAGGCAUACAUCUGAAGCACAUGGAAAGGUAUUUGACAGGCCAUUCCUUCAGAGUUGCAGUGGACAAGGCAGUAAAUCCAUACAAUAUAACCUACCUCAGGUUUUGAGCUCCCAGUGCCAUGAUCCAUUCAGACAUGAGUGUUCUGAUGUGGUAGUCCAAGUGUUUGUGGUCCCCUUUUGUCAGGAUCUGUAUGCAUGUGACUUGACCCAUGCUUACUAGGUCUGUAAAUCUGCCUUUGUAAAACUGUAAAGAUGCAAAUUCCCUUGUAUUGAGCACCACUGUAUAUGUUUGUACAGAUGCAAAUUCCCCUUUAUCGGAAUUUGCAUACCCUAACAGGUGCUCUCUUUGUUAGUAUCUUUAAAUGUGUCACUCAGGGUCUGUAAUCAUUACAGUUCGUGUAUGAGUGAGUGUUGUUGCCAGGGUUUACUUAAAUGUGGAUGAUAGCAUCUUGUCCCCCCCCCCCUUUGCAUUAAUUACAGUGUUUAGUUAACUCUUUCGAUUACCUUUCGCCAUGUCUGUACACUGAAAGACAUAACGGUUUCUGUACUUGUGUUGAAGUCUUCAGUGUUAGAGGCUGUUUCAUAUUUUCGGGUGAGCAAUAAGUGGUACUACACACAUGAAAUGAAAAUGCUGCUUUAAAUCAUGCAAACAUAUAAAAAAAUUACUUGAGCGUUUCUGCAUCAGCCAAGUGUUACCAUAAUGACAUCUAACUUGUUCAGACUGUAUAAGCAGCCUCUAAGUUAAACCUCUAAAACUGAUCUUACACACAUUGGGGCUGCUUUUCCUGAUGUUGCCCAAGUAUUCCAUGAGACACUGCAAGAGUCUACUUGUGUUUCAUUGAUAACAUUGGCUCCAGUAUUUAGGUGAAUGUUUCCCUCUUAGAAGGGAGGGUCUGUAUUUGUCAUAAUAGGGAGAUGUUUAUUCAUAUGUUUACAGUUGCAGUCCCCCAUGUUUUGCCUAUAAAAAGGUGCUUUUCAGUUUUAUUUAAUAUGUGGUGCUAGAAUCUUUAUGGUUUGAAUAUUACAGUUUGUCCGUAUAUGUCUAGGUGUAAAGGAACUGUCUGAGAACAGAAUUCUUCCCUCCCCUACCACCACCACCAGCAAUUACUGCUUUGGAAUAUGUAGUGAGUUAAACGGUAUCCCUGGUCAGUUUGAGUCUUCAGUCCCUGCCUCUUAAUAUUGCAGAAAACAUCAACAUCAGUCUGAAGAAAGAUUAUAUUGCAUGCAUAUAAAACAGGUGAAUCCAGGAGAUGACAUGCCCUAACAAAGCCUACAAUUGUGGUGCUGUAUACUACAGUCUGUGGUACCAUGCCAAACUUGAUAGAGAUACUUGGUUACCUAGGAAUAAGACUCGUACAUGACAAUGUUCAUCUGAACCCUCCUAAUCCAUUCUUGUCUUUGGGCAGAAAUGCUACAGAAGCUAACAGAUGUGAUUUGUAUUCUGCUAUAAAAACAUUUUUCAGAGCUUCACUUUGUAUAGUGGGUCCUUUUUUUUUUACUUCCCCUAGAGUUGAAAAUGUGGCUGCAGGUUCAUGAGUUUUUAACCUUGUCUUGCAUAUAUUUAGUAAGGUUGCUGUUUACGUUACCUGUAUGCAUUGGUGAAAAAGAGAGAGCUCAUAACUAAAGAUGUACAUAAAACUGUCACAGAAUAGUUAAAUACAGUGCCAGGUUCACUGAUUUACCUCUACAUAUCCUGUCAACAUUUCUGUUUUGUGUACUCCUAGGAUUUAGAUUUCACUGUUUAAUUAUUGCCAGCUCAAGUAACUGGCAGAUAGUAUUGUGCCUCUUAUAAGGGCAACACUGAUAUUCUAAUUUACCAUUUCCACUACCUCUUUGGGAUUUCUAGAUUGCUAGUUUCAGAAGUACAUUUCCUUUGACCACACCUUAUUCUCGUUGACUCUUGAGCAUUUCUGACUGAACUCUUCUGUACUUUGAUACUUGCAGUAAAAAAGUAUGAUACUGUGUUUGAGUAGUUGUCACUUGUUGUUGGAAGUUAUUUUUAGGGACUUUGUGCUUUGUCAUCGGGGUUACAUUUGUAACUUGGCAGUGUGUCAAGUGAUCACAACAGUUAACAUUGGAAUGCCAUACAUCCUCCAUUGUGUAGUGGGAAGCUUGCAGGUACAAGAGCUAGUUUUCACGUUUUAUACUUGUCCUAGUAUACCAAGAUUUGGCUUUGGUCAAAUGCUGCUCUGAAUUUUAUUGCUCAAGAAGAGUAUUCAGAUGUGUGCAGGCAUUUUGCUCUGUGGUCAUCAUUCAUCUAGAGUAAUCUCCAUGUGCAUUAUUCAGCCACUUGGUGUAUUGUUGAUUCUUCCAGCGUAUUACUUUAACACCUUAGUGUUUAAUCUCUGGUCUAAAUUGCUAAUAUGCAACUAGUUCUGCAGAUGUCUGAGAUGCUGCUUAAAUGAUUAGACAGGUAGAAGGUAUUCGUGUAUGACACACAAGUACACCUUUUGCUUCUGAACUUCUGGAUAAAGCACACCUGAUUAACUGCUGCCUCUUGUGCAAGUUGCAUCUAAUGGAUCACCUUCCCUGCCCUUCUUGCCUUUUUUACACCAUUUUUGCAUUAUGCUGUGCUGCUAGUUUUAAUAAAAGUGGAAUGCUAACUGCAUUGCUGCUUUCAAAAGUGAAGCACCCUGUCACUUUGUAAUACAGAUGGUUAAAGCUCAUUUGUUUGCUCUUUUGCAUGGUUAACAUUUUAAAAGUAUGUGAUUUUUUUUUAAAUAAAGGUAAAUUAAGACAUGUUUGCACUUAAACUGCAGUUCGUUUUUGCGCAUUGCUGAUUUCACUUUUAUUAGUUCUAUCAUUAAAAUAGUUUGACAGAAUGACCAUCA
This is a messenger RNA of Protopterus annectens (West African lungfish), 5820 nucleotides long. RefSeq names its product glycogen [starch] synthase, muscle-like. The coding region runs from base 1 to 1182 and encodes 393 amino acids. The transcript has 9 exons. The record is from RefSeq and is a predicted model, not a curated record. Gene Ontology annotation, cellular component: cytoplasm. Gene Ontology annotation, molecular function: alpha-1,4-glucan glucosyltransferase (UDP-glucose donor) activity. NCBI's taxonomy places the organism in Eukaryota, Metazoa, Chordata, Ceratodontiformes, Protopteridae. Gene Ontology annotation, biological process: glycogen biosynthetic process.